GCUGGAGCGCGACAGGAAGUUGCUGGACGACCACCACGGCAGCGCCGCUCCCAGGAUGGGCGGCCGCGGAAGUGGAGGCAUGACUGGCGGCAAGGGUACGAAGGCACAGCAGAUGAAGGAUCAGUACUCGAGUUGCAAGCACUGCAACGAGUGGUGGUACCACACCAAGCUGUGCAACAUGGACUGGACAUGCACCUGCAACAUGAAGACCGCCAAGCCGCAGUACGUCAGCGCCGACAAGAAGCUCGCCCACGAAAGCGGCAAGGACAAGGGCUACGGCAAGGGCGGCACAGGAGGUGCAGGAUGGAAAGGGGAAGGAGGCAAAGCGGCGGAGACAUUCGCCACAGCGAUGAACCUGAUGACGAAUUCGCUGCAGACCAUGGGCAUACAGAACGGAGACCAACUCGUACGGCAGCUGAAUGGAAUGGCGAGCAAGGUGGCAGCGGCGGCAGCACCUCCACCAGAAAGAAAGCCAAAAGCGGUGCGCCUGGCCGAGGCGGCAACCAGACUACAGAAGGCGACGAGGAGCUACGAGUGGAGAAGGGAGGAGCUAAAGAAGGCCGAGGAGAAGAUGGCAAAGCUCAAAGCAGAAGUACAUCAGCAUGCAGCACUGGUGGUCGACAUAGAGGUGGAAAUCGAAGGUCUACAAGCAGAAGGCAAGAAUGUACCACCACAGGGAGUGCUGGCGCAGCUCCUCUCGUCGGACGUGGCAGAGCUAGCGGAAGGUGACUUGCGAGAA
Molecule: messenger RNA, 739 nt
Organism: Prorocentrum cordatum
Lineage: Eukaryota; Dinophyceae; Prorocentrales; Prorocentraceae
Source: the annotation of a GenBank genome assembly